CUAACAAUAUGUUUAGGGAUGUCCAAAUAGAGUUCCGUAAAAGAUGUGAUUGCACCAUCCGUGCUGUUACACAAGAGGGUGACUCGGAUUGUGUGAAGGUGGAAGAAGAAAAAUUAGCUAAUGAAAAGAUUUGGUACAUUACAUACGACGUUUAUUUUGACCGUUCGACUCAGAAAGUUCGAUGUGAGUGCAACAUGUUCGAGAAUUCAGGAAUUCGUGAAUUGCGACGAGGAAGCAGCCAUGUUGCAUGCUGCUCUGGACGAUGCAAGGACCAAGUUGACUAAAGUUGGAAGAAUGAAACUGGGAUCACAAGGUUUGGAGGUAUCUCAGCAAGGACUUAGACGCAUGGGAAUAUCUGCUUAUUAUGAUCCUCCACAGCCAGAACCUGACAUGGUUGCUCUCAUUCACCAUGCUGUUCAAAGUGGUGUCACAUUCCUUGAUACCUCUGAUGUCUAUGGUCCUCACACCAAUGAAAUUCUGAUUGGAAAGGCUUUGAAUGGAGGGGUGAGAGAGAAGGUUGAAUUGGCAACCAAGUUUGGUAUCCGCAUUUCUGAUGAUGGAAAAUUUGAGAACCGUGGUGAUCCAUCAUAUGUGAGAGCUGCCUGUGAGGGAAGCUUGAAGAGACUUGACAUUAAUUGCAUAGAUCUCUAUUACCAACAUCGAAUCGAUACACGUGUUCCAAUCGAAAUAACGAUUGGUGAGCUUAAGAAGCUUGUUGAGGAGGGAAAAAUAAAAUACAUUGGUCUAUCCGAGGCUUCAGCUUCAACAAUCAGAAGAGCACAUGCUGUUCAUCCCAUAUCAGCUGUGCAGUUAGAAUGGUCUCUUUGGUCAAGAGAUGUUGAAGAAGAAGUGGUUCCAACUUGCAGAGAACUUGGUAUUGGAAUUGUUGCACAUAGUCCUCUUGGGAGAGGAUUCCUUUCAUCGGGAACAAAGUUACUUGAGAAUUUAUCUGAGGGUGACUUCAGACAGAAUCUGCCUAGAUUCCAACCUGAGAAUCUGGAGAAGAACAAGACUAUAUUCGAGAGGGUUAAUGAAAUGGCGGCGAAGAAGGGAUGCACUCCAUCUCAGCUUGCAUUGGCAUGGGUUCACCACCAAGGAAAUGAUGUCUGCCCCAUUCCUGGAACCACCAAAGUUGACAAUUUUAACCAACACAUUGCUGCUUUAUCUGUGAAACUUGCACCACAAGAAAUGGCAGAACUCGAGUCCUUUGCUGCCAUGGACACUGUCAAGGGUGAUAGAUACGCCGGCGAUCUAAGUACCUGGAAGAACUCUGAUACUCCACCACUCUCUUCUUGGAAAGAUGUUUAAUUUUCUAGCUGUUGAUUUGUUCUU
Molecule: messenger RNA, 1332 nt
Organism: Arachis stenosperma
Lineage: Eukaryota; Viridiplantae; Streptophyta; Magnoliopsida; Fabales; Fabaceae
Product: probable aldo-keto reductase 2
Exons: 6
Coding region: 121-1308 (395 amino acids)
Cellular component (GO): cytoplasm
Source: RefSeq, a predicted model, not a curated record